AUGAAGAACCGUUAUCCACUCCAACAGAGAAAGCUAUUCAUCGGAUUAGCAACCGUUGGAUUAAUCGGAGCAGCACUAUUCAUCGCCACCGCAAUCACCGCCUCCGACACAUCAUCAUUACACUGUCCAAUUUCAACCGGAAUCCGAACCAGAUCAAACGAUGACAACAACAACCCAACACCGAUACAGCUACAAUCAAUACUUCACUACGCCACAUCACGCGUUGUCCCUCAACAAUCUGUCUCCGAGAUCAAGAUCAGUUUCGAUGUAUUGAAAUCGUAUAAUCGUCCCUGCAACUUUCUCGUCUUUGGACUCGGCCACGAUUCUCUCAUGUGGGCCUCGUUUAAUCCAGGUGGCAAUACGCUCUUCCUCGAGGAAGAUCCUCGAUGGGUUCAAACCGUUCUCAAAGACGCACCGGGCCUUCGGGCUCAUACAGUCCGUUAUCGGACACAGCUCCGGGAAGCCCACAAGCUCAUCACAUCUUACCGCUCCGAGCCCGCGUGUUCUCCUUCUAAAACCUUCCUACGUGGCAACAAAGCUUGUAAGCUCGCGCUUGAGAAUUUACCGGAUGAAGUUUACGAUACGGAGUGGGACCUUAUAAUGGUCGACGCGCCUAAAGGAUACUACGCGGAGGCUCCGGGACGUAUGGCCGCCGUGUUCUCCGCUGCUGUUUUGGCGAGGAACAGGAAGGGAUCUGGUGUGACGCAUGUUUUUCUGCAUGAUGUGGAUCGUAGGGUGGAGAAGGCUUAUGCUGAAGAGUUUCUUUGUAAGAAGAACAUGGUUAAAGGUGUUGGAAGGCUUUGGCACUUCAAGAUACCACCGUCUAACAACACUGAUGAUGCUCGUUUCUGUUAA
This is a messenger RNA of Lathyrus sativus (Indian pea), 855 nucleotides long. NCBI's taxonomy places the organism in Eukaryota, Viridiplantae, Streptophyta, Magnoliopsida, Fabales, Fabaceae. The record is from the annotation of a GenBank genome assembly.